Molecule: messenger RNA, 4909 nt
Organism: Pelodiscus sinensis (Chinese soft-shelled turtle)
Lineage: Eukaryota; Metazoa; Chordata; Testudines; Trionychidae
Source: RefSeq, a predicted model, not a curated record
GGGGCUCUCCGGGAGUGGCUCCAGGAGCACACUGCGUGCCAGCCCCACCUCCAGGAACCAUCGAAUAGUUACAUGCAGUUACACGACUAUUCGUGUAACAUCCCCACUGUGGAUACCUAAAGCAAAAAGAUCUCAGGGCUGCCAAAAGUGCAGAUCUUUUUGCAGGUCCCGCCUUCGCCCGAGGCCCUGAGCUACAGCCAUUGACACUAUUGUGAUAGUAAUCCGUCCAUGCCUAGCAGGGAAAUGAGGAGGUGGCUCUGCGCACUGCCAUUCUCCUCCCCCUUGGAGAUGUGUGCACCGGCUCGUCACGAACAAGGAGAGAAACUCCACCUGUCCAUGCGCUGAUCUGUCCUCACCUGCAGCUCCCAUUGGCUGGGAAUCAUGGCCAAUGAGAGCUAUAGGGGAAGAACCACCUGCUUCCCCCUCAGCCAAGGUCACUCCCACAGCAGCUUCCAAGGAGCAGCAGGGGGUGAGGCCAAGCAGGGAGCCUCUCUCAGCCCUGUUGCAGCUCCAAAAGGGAGCUGCCCAAGCUAAGAACAGUGUGAAAUCACGUGAACACCAUGCCCUAGAAAUUGAUGGCAAAAAUCUGAAGAUACUUAUUCAGGCAGAUUCAGAGGUAGAGGAUCCUAGAGAAAGUCAGCCUACAACACAAUCCCUGGGCCUGACUAGCACCUCACAGCUUCAGAAGAAAUCUGACAAGAAACAGCUUGGGGAAAAACAUGAUGCCAGUUCAUCUUCUGGAGCAUUUACUGAAAAGAUUUUUCUCCAUGUGUCUGCAACCUUGAAUACCAACCUGUUCACUAAACAGCAAAGACAACAAGUGAUCGUUCUGUGCCCACAAUUAAAAAUAGAACAAAAAUCUAGUGACCAUGGCAUUGAGAAAGUGAAAGGAGACUAUGAAGAUAUUGAAAAAGUAUAUCACUAUUUUGAUGAUCUCCUUAUAAAAAAUGACCAGCACACUGAUUUUUCAUACUCUGAACGAAAGAAUGAGUUGGAAGAGAUGACUAGGAAUGGUUUGGAGGAAGUGAACAAUAUUGAAGUUCCAUCAGCUCUUUAUGAAUACUUUAACCAUGUCUUUGAAGAACAAAUUAAAAAAUUACAGGAACAUUUUAAAGUAAAAAUAAAAAGCAAAGAGAAUGAUCGUGGACUCACUUCAGUAUGUUUCAUAUCUGUUGAGAAGUCUGGAUUAGCAGAUAAAGCUCGUCAGUCUUUUAUCAGUGAUUUUCAGAAAGGAAUAGCAGAUUUAAAACAAGAAAAAGUUAUGUUGUCAAACAGUUCCCAGUUAAAUGAAACACUACAGAAAUUAAAUACUAAGUUUAGGCGUCUUCUUGCCAAAAAUGAAGGAAAUACAGUAAUACUGCGUGGUCCAGCAAAUGAGAUUUUGGCAGCAAAAAAAUUUCUUGAAGAAAAAAAUACAAACAGCCCAGUUGAAAUUCCUGUGAAAAUAACAUCUGAAGCUUACUCCUUUAGGAAUGGAAUUGAAGUUGAUUCUGUUGGAUUUAAACUCUUGGAAACAAUAUUCAACAAAGAAAUUGAAGCAAUAAAUCAAAAAUUUGAUACUAUAAUGGAGACCGAGGGCUAUCCACAGAGUCAGACAGUAUUUGUCAUAUUCAAACCUAAAACCAAAAAUUUAGAUAUGUCUGCACAUGCUUAUGAAAGCUUCAUUACUGCAUUUCAGAAAGCCACAGCAAUAAAUGAAGAAGAGAAAAAACAGCUGACCAAGUCCUUUAAUAAUCUACAACAGGAAAAUGCAGGUAUUACAAUUCAGGAAAAGGGGAAGAAACUCAGUUUACAAAGUUUACCAUAUCUGCAUGCUGAUGGAAAGCACAUGGGGCGCUCUUUUAACUUUGAAAUCCCUGCAUCAUUUAAAGGAGAGAGAGCUCUCACUUAUGGUGCCAGCUAUGCAAGUGCUUCAGGAACUUCCUGGAAUGCAGAUGAUAAGAAAAUGAAUAGGGUUCCUCUCAAAGAACAAUCUAGACCCCAGAUAGCAGGAGGAGAGGAAGCCAAAGACCAGUGUGCUAUUUGCAUGGAUAAAAUCCAUCAAAAAGAAGUACUAAAGUGCAAACAUGAAUUUUGCAAAGUAUGCAUCCAAGAGGCAAUGAAGUAUAAGCCAGUCUGCCCUGUCUGUAAUACAUUUUAUGGUCUCCUAAAAGGAAAUCAACCAGAUGGAACAAUGACUUCCUCAAAUAUGAAUUAUUCACUCCCUGGCUAUCCUCAUUGUGGGACUAUUAAGAUUGAUUAUAAUAUGCGAGGUGGGAUUCAGACUAAAAGCCAUCCAAACCCAGGCAGACCAUAUUAUGCAACAAGUCGAACAGCAUACUUACCUGACAACAAGGAAGGAAGAGAAAUUUUGAAGCUGCUUAGAAGGGCCUUUGACCAACGAUUGAUCUUCACUGUGGGGCAAUCACGUACUUCUGGUGCAACGGAUGUUAUCACCUGGAAUGAUAUUCACCAUAAAACAAGCAUACAUGGGGGACCUGAAACGUUUGGUUUUCCUGAUCCUAAGUAUCUGAAACGUGUUCGAGAAGAACUGAAAGCAAAAGGAAUUGAAUAAAAACAUGUAUCUGCCAGCUGUUCUUAAGCUGCAUUCAGAAUACAAUAUAGCACAUAGGUCUGCAACCUUUCAGAAGUACUGUGCUGAGAUUUAACUUAUUCACUUCUAUUUACAGGUCUACAUGCCAUCGAUACUUUUUAAAGUCAAUAAUAGUUCUCCUUACAGCAGCUUCAUUAAUAAAUACAUUGAUGCAGAUCUUACUGUUUUAGUAACACAGAUUUUUAAAAAAAUUAUUAAGACCAGAGUUUUAGAUAUCUGCAACGCUCAAAAAAAACCCGUUUAAAAUAAUCUUUUUCUUUCUUACUUUGGGAUACACAGGCUUAAUUCUUGGCUCCAUCACAGACUUUUUGAGUGAGCUCAGGUAACCCCCCCAAGGGUACAUCUACACUACAGCUGGAGGUGCAAAUUACAGUUCAAGGAGACAUACACACACACUACCUUUAGCUGAGGUAGUGUGCUGAGGGUAGGUCUGCACUACAGUUAAAAACUCGCUACUGUAAGGUGUGGAGCACACACCUCUUGUUAGUACUAAGGGGAGCUGAAGAUGCACCCAAGUGUCUGAGUGUAACACUGAGCUGGUAGAACAUUUUAAAGUGUUUUUUUUUCUUUUAGGGAGCAGGAAAGGACUCUUUCUAAAACAAAACUGUCUCAUCUCAAACUGUCGGUAUUGUCAAAAUGGUUCCUAUUGUGUAAAAGAUGUCACUAUCUCAAACUUCAAAGUCUUUUAUAACUAGUUAGCACUAGUUUUUGAAGGUGCUUUUUGUAAAGGAAAAAUUUCACUAACUUCUUUGGGGGGGGCAGGAGGAAAUUUAAAAGAUGUAGGACAUUUUGAAAAAGGAGAAAAAAAUAAAAUAAAUAGAUCCAUUUGGCACACUUUGAAAUGAAAAUGAAUUCAUAAGUUAAUACAUUUCUUCCCCCCUCUCCCCCCAGUGAAAAUAGGUAAUCAUAUUUCAGCCAAUUCUGGUAACAGGGAAAAAUCAUGAGUUAUACUUUAACAAUUUCCAUUAGAGCCUUAGCUUUAUUUUUUAGAUCUAGACUCAGAAAAACAGAGGUAUUUGGCUGCCUGAAGAGGCAGAUACAUGCCUAACCUGCUUUGCAUUCUGGAAAACCCCAGAUGUCUAACUCCCAUUGAAAGUCAGAUGAAAAUAAUCCCAUUAGGCACCUAUUUGUCUCUUUAGGAGUUUGUACAUCUAGGCCAUUAACACCUCCUUAUCUUGCUGCUCCAUUUCAAGUACCAAGCAGCUUCAUUUAGCAGCUGCUUGACAAUGCCCCGCCCCUAGCCAAUCAGCUGUGAGACUCAAGCAGCAGUGCAGGCUUUCUGCUGGUGGGCCAGAACAGAGCUCCCAGCCACAUGCCAAUGAACAAAGCUCCUAUGUGCUAUAGUUUGCAGACCUCUGAUACAUUUACUUCAACAUAUCAGUUGAUUAGAUGCAUAUAUAAAGUUAGAGUAUUUCUUCCAAGAAAAGCACACAUUGCUUUAUUUAUAAAUGUGCACUUUUCUUUUACAGUUGCAAGAACAGGAAUUAUCACCUAAGGGGAAGCAUGUUUGACCCCCUAAUAUGGGCCCAAUCUUACAAACCCUUUGAGUAAUUGUUAUAGGGUUAUACAUGUAAAUAAGGAUUACUUGUAUGAAUGCAUAGCUAACAGAUUCAUACCCUCUCUAUACAACCUUAGUAUUAUCAGAAUAUAUUCUGUUGAGGUUUUUAUAGUGCACCCCCUCACCAUGAUAUCUGAGAGCCCAACAUUAAGCAAGGUGACUAAUCUAUCACAUGUGAUUCUUCCUUUCUUUCCUUCCCCAAGAGAAAAUGCCAUAUAGUGUUUUGGAGUUUUAAUGUAUAUGAUAUGCCUUGUUUUUAUAUUAAUGAAGGCAUAGAAGAAUAAUUAGUUUGGGUAGUGCUGAUGUGUGAAGUUCUCUGGUCAGCAGGAUUUUGUUCCUUUGUUUUUAGAAGUGUUCAGUGUCCAAAAUUCCCAUUGAAAUCAUUGGAAACUGGGAGGGCCUGGUAUCUCUAAAAAUCAGGCCCUAGUUCUGAGUCUUUGAUUACAUGUUCAACAAGCCUAUAGGCAUUGCAUUAUAAACUGCUUUUAGCUUUUUAUUUUAUUUUGCUUGUAAUCACAAUUUAUCCUCCAGUACAUGGAUGAAAUACUCUCUGCUGAUACACAUUUGAUUGAUGUAGAAAUUUUAGUGUUGGUAAUUUACAUGAACAAAAUUUUCUUCAAUUUACACAGUUAUAAAACAUAAGGCUCUGAUUUUAGUGCACUUGACGAUUGUUAUUAGCUAAGUAGUUUUCGCAAAGAAAAAUGCGAUCUGCUUCAGCUGUCUCAUUUUGUCUCUGCAGUGCCAUGUAGGGUACGUCU